GUACACUUCAAUACAAGUGAUUUCAUCUAAUACCGUGGUUCCUCAAAGAUUAGAAUGAAAGUUUCAUUUUUAUCUUUUGGCCUAGGCCUACUAUUGUUGCAUGUGUGUUUGGCAAGUGAGAUUCUAAUUGGGAAACAUUCUCACGCCUACACCCACGAUAGUAUCAGAAACAAUCAGGAAAACAGUCUUGGGAUAUAUAAUGGUAAAAAAACAACUAUAGCAAAAUUUCCCUUUAUGGUACCCACAAGGAGAUCUGUCGUUCCGGGUAGGGAGUACCAACACUGUGUGAAGGGCGGCCAGCUCUUCACUGCAGACAAGGUUUUAGUGAACGUGAACUACACUGGUUCCUGGGACUACGACAUCGUAGUCGUCAAGCUCAACAAGCCCAUUAAAUUCGGCAAGUACGUCAAGCCCAUUAAACUAGUAACUACAAGCCUCAAGCCGAAGACUAAGGUUGCGAUUGCGGGAUGGGGACCAGCGUCGCAAUCUGAAGUCGUUUCGCUAAACUUGCUAACAGCUAAAGUGACAGUUUACAACAGGAGGAAAUGUGCAGAAACCUACUCCGACCUGACAUCGAGACAAUUAUGUACAUAUGACACGAAAGUUGGUCCUUGUGAUUCUGACUGCGGAGACCCUCUGGUGUACAAGAAUGCAGUGUACGGAUUGUACGCCGGUGGUUACAACUGUCUCUCUGUCCCUGCUGUGUACGUGGAUGUGCCCUCAUUUGUCGAGUGGGUCAAAAAUACCAUAAAGGAGUGACAGGCGGGACGGACUGAGACUGAGAAAUAAUGGCUGAAUAAAUACAAUUGUCCUUGGAAUUUCUUUUUAUUGUCUUCUUAAUUUGACAUUAACUCAUAAUAAACCAUACAUGUUUUAAGCAGGCUAAA
Molecule: messenger RNA, 887 nt
Organism: Homalodisca vitripennis (glassy-winged sharpshooter)
Lineage: Eukaryota; Metazoa; Arthropoda; Insecta; Hemiptera; Cicadellidae
Product: trypsin alpha-3-like
Exons: 5
Coding region: 55-759 (234 amino acids)
Biological process (GO): proteolysis
Molecular function (GO): serine-type endopeptidase activity
Source: RefSeq, a predicted model, not a curated record